AUGACUGGAGCCCUGAAUACUGGACUCAUACUCUUCUCAUUUGUGGUGGUGUGUAAGUGUGAGCCAACACAUGCUGGGCCAGACAGAGUGGGGGAGUCACAUGGGGAUUCAGGACUGGUCCAUCUGACUUCUCACUGGGCCUUCCAGCUGGCCAAUGACUCACUGUCCUUCCCCAGGGCUGACAGAUCCUGCAGAGGCCAGUUCAGUUCCCUUGCCACCCUUGAGCAGUCAGAGGACCAGGAGGGAGUCUUGGAGCUGCUUCGGCAGACUGGACAUCGUCCGCCUAUCUGGGUCAAGGAUCCCAGCAAAGCAGCCUCUAGGGCGGUGGCCCUCUCCAAACAGUAUGUACAGUUCUCAGCUCUAAACUUCCCAACGGAAUCCCAUAAGGGCUUUGCUCGUGUCAACAUGUCCUUUCCAACCCUGUCGUCCAUCAGUGUGUGUGUUCGAGUUCAGUGGAGCCCAGAGUGGAAUGAGGUGUCCACCAUCUUCUCCUACGCUGCACCUGUCUUUAUCAAUGAGUUCCAGCUAAGAGGCCAGGUGGAUGUGCGGGGACGCAUCCUCCUUGCGCUCAUCAUCCACGGAAAGCACCUGCCGUAUAAGGCGUCCUUUCCCAACGACGGAGCUUGGCAUCACAUCUGUGUCACAUGGCUCCAGAGCAGUGGCCACUGGGCUAUCUAUGUGGAUGGGGACAGAAAGGACAUGGGCUUAGGCACAGACUCUUCCAGGAAUAUCUAUGGGGAUGGUAUACUUAUGCUUGGUCAGGACCAAGAUACAUUUGGAGGGAAUUUAACAGAGCCUUUUUUUGGAAAUAUCACUGACCUUAAUGUUUGGAAUAUGUCUCUGGAAACAAGGCAUGUCCAUGCUCUCAAUGCAUGUUCACCCAUAACCCAGGAAGUGCUCUUCAGUUGGAAUCUUGCCCACCUAAGCAUCCAUCCAGUGGUCAAAGAGGUACAGGUCCUUCUUUUUUGUCCAGCAGUGCACCAGCAGAUGGAGCUGCAGGGCUGCAGGACGCUGCAGGGAUGGUCAGAUCAGCUCCCACUGUUCGGCCUGACAGACUGCUCUGACCCACUGCUGUUCAUCUGCAGGAACAGAAGAGAGCGUUACCUGAAGAUGAAGCAGAUGACUGAUUCUCAGAACUCCCAGCCCACAGCCUUUAUGAAUAGUCUGAUGAAGCUUUCCAACAAAACCCAGGCAGUGCUGGGGCAGCAGCCAUCAGGGCUGAGCAGCCUGGCAGAGGCCUCUGCCCUGCUGGACAUCUCUGUCCAGGCCCUGGAGGACACACAGCAGGAGGGACUGCAGCCAACAGACAUGGUGUCUCUCAUCCAGCUGCUGUCUCUGGCUGCUGACAUCCCUACUCAGCCACUCAGUGAUGCCACCAACCACAGCGGGGACACGGUCCAGGAGCUCAGCCGGCAAUUCAUCAGUGUGGCCGACAGCGUCAUCAGUGAAGACAACGCCCUCAAGUGGCAGGCCAUCAAAGAGGUGGUGAACGGCCCCAUGGAUGUGGUCAAGAGUAUUGAUCGGAUGGUGACCAGCCUGAGCCCUCGCUUGAUGGAAGAGACUGAUCACCUGAUCAUUCACAGACCUAACAUCAAAGUGGAGGUGCAGCAGCAGAGGCUGCAGGAAGGAUCCAGAGGAUUUAGCUUCUGUGGGCCUGAGACAGAGAAGCACACCACACUAGACUGCAUUUCAGUCCCACAGCAGAAGAUACAGGAUCUCCAUAACAACGGCUUCCUUAAGCUCACAUUGGUCAACACGUGGUACGGCUCCCUGCGGCCUCUUUUCAAUCUGGAGGAAAACAUCACCAUGGUUCCUACCGUCACUGACGGCAGUCAGAGGUACUUGGGCACCGUCCUGGGCUCUUCUGUCAUAUCCACCACAGUGAUGGGAGACAACCAGCCGGUUAGCACAGCAGUUCGCUUCCAACUCCAGCACAGAGUACAGAAUCCCACUGGUACCGUGUAUGAUCCAGUGUGCGCCUUCUGGGAUUUUGAUCUCACUCCGGAGACUGGUGGGUGGUGGAAUACCAAAGGCUGUGAUGUAGUUUCCAAACAAUAUGGAUACACAGUGUGCUCCUGCAACCACACCACAAAUUUUGCAUUGCUGCUGCAGGUUUAUGAAGCCCAGAGGAGCCCAGAGAACGAAAAAGCUCUGCAGGUGCUGACGUUCAUCGGCUGUGGAGUGUCUCUGUGUGGCCUCCUCUUCACCUUCAUCCUCUUCAUCGCUGUGGGUGUCCCUAAAUCAGACCGCACCACUGUCCAUAAGAACCUGAUUGUUGCUCUGGGCCUUGCUGAGCUGCUGUUGAUGUGCAGUGACUGGGCGUCUGCCAAUGAGGCAACAUGCUUCGUGGUGACUGCACUACUCCACCUCUUCUUCAUGGCCUCCUUCUCCUGGAUGCUGGUGGAGGGCCUGCUGCUCUGGAGCAAGGUGGUGUCGGUCAACAUCAGCGAGGACCGCAGGAUGAAGUUCUACUACGUCAUUGGCUGGGGACUACCUGUUCUAAUAGUCGGUGUAACACUGACAGUAUCAGUGGAUGAGUACAAGGCAGAUGAUCACUGCUGGCUCAAUGUGAAGACGGACACCAUCUGGGCCUUUGUGGGACCUGUUAUAUUUGUCUUGGCGGUCAAUACAGUAGUGCUGUGUCGGGUUGUCAUGGUGACUGUUUCCAGCGCUCGUCGUCGGGCUAAGAUGCUCAGUCCAAGCUCAGCAUCAAAGAUGCAGACCUUUGACCUCACCUGGGCUGUGACCCGUCCAGUUCUCAUCCUGCUGCCAGUGCUGGGUUUGACCUGGCUGUGUGGAGUGCUGGUCCAUCUGUCAGUAGUAGUCGCCUAUGUCUUCAUCGCUCUCAAUGCGCUCCAGGGCCUGUAUAUCUUCUUAGUGUAUGCUGUUUACAACAGUGAGGUGAGGAAUGCCAUAAAGAGGAUCAAAGAAAAGAGAAAGGCCUUAUCUUUCACGAACUGUUCCCAGCCAACCAGCUUCCUACCUUCCCAGAGGGCCCCAAUUCCCUCCUGGGGCCGCAGUCCACCAACUCCCUCCAGCCCUGAAACUAGUGAGACCUCUGGACCCCCCAGCUCCACCUACACAUCCUUGGUCAUCAAGAACGAGAGCUUCAAAAAGGAAAGCUUUGUUAGUUUCUCUUUAAAACCUUCAUCAGGAAACCAAGUGGUCCAGCUGACUGGGUUUAAGCCAUCAGCUGUUGUGUUCACUGUGGCUGGGUGA
Anoplopoma fimbria (sablefish) is the source of this 3219-nucleotide messenger RNA. It is a transcript of the gene adgrd2, whose product is annotated as adhesion G protein-coupled receptor D2. Lineage: Eukaryota; Metazoa; Chordata; Actinopteri; Perciformes; Anoplopomatidae. Gene Ontology annotation, cellular component: membrane. Gene Ontology annotation, biological process: cell surface receptor signaling pathway; adenylate cyclase-activating G protein-coupled receptor signaling pathway. Gene Ontology annotation, molecular function: G protein-coupled receptor activity. The record is from RefSeq and is a predicted model, not a curated record. The transcript has 25 exons. The coding region runs from base 1 to 3219 and encodes 1072 amino acids.